Messenger RNA from Periconia digitata, 2997 nucleotides. Lineage: Eukaryota; Fungi; Ascomycota; Dothideomycetes; Pleosporales; Periconiaceae. The record is from the annotation of a GenBank genome assembly.
UAAGUAAGAUUUCAUUUCAGCUUUCGGGGAUUCUUCAAAUCCAGAUCUUUUCGCUGGUCUUUGCUUACCGUUCCUGUCGACCCAAAGUACUUGGAAAUGCCAUCCCCUCAACUCUCGAGUAGUUCAGCAAGCGAUAGUGAAAUCUCCACAUGGAGUGGCUCGUCGAUCGGAGACAGUAGUACGACAUGGAGUUCCUCCGGCUCGUCGCCCACAAAGAGUAGCAACGAUUCCGAGCUCAUUGCGGAGAACGCUAGCAAGACUGCUUUGGGAAACAUCCGCUACGAAGUCGAAAAAUCUCCUGAUCUUCUGAUAGUUGAGGUCCAGGUCGUAUCCACGGGAAGUACGGCAAAUGUUGAUGAGGAGGCCGGUGCGGUGCGGAGCUCGAGACUCCGACGUCUUGCACUCCGGGAAUUCAGCAAUAGUGGAAUUGCGCAAUACACCAAAACUGCAAUACAUAGGUUCGCCAAGCAAGCAAACCUUAAAAAAUCGCAGCAAGUGGCACUACACUUACAUUCACUCAAAGAUGAAGUUUCGAAUCUAGAUGGGACAAAGAUGUUUUCGACCCCUGAUACCGUGGUCGAGGGUAACAUCUUCAACGCUCUUGUCAUGUCUGUUAAAAACGGUAGGGAAGCGCAAGACAUCGUCAAGAAUCUUUUCAAUGAGACAAAGAGAACUCUGUCGGUGAAGAAGACGUUCAACAAGAAGGAAAAUAAGCCUGAUGAAUCCUUGACUUGUCUGAUGACGCAUGCAAAGCUUAUCACUCGAAUUCGCUCCCCGGAAGCCUACUCCAAAUACAUUAGAAUGCUUUCCUUCCAUAUGCUACACGCAUCGGAGAAUGCAUAUGUAGCGGGAGAUAGCAUCAUUACGCUGCCUAAUAUAUCUGAUGAGCGACGCAAAGGCCGAUUUGAGGUGGGAGUGCGUGCGAAGAUAGAUUUUUCGGGCCAGUUCGUUCUUACCUUGUACUUUGAUCUCAUAUAUGUCUUCGCGGAGGAGCGAAAUGCUCGGACGCUGAUAGACUCUCAAUUUCUCACAAAUCCAAGCUCGGUGAAGGAAUUUCUCCGAGGCCUCUAUGUGCGAUAUGAUUCAAAGCAAGGCUCUGCGCAAUCAACCGACGAGAAAAACUAUACUUACAUCCGCGAUGUCAAGUCAAGCACGGAGAUUGGAUCGCUUCCAAUCGGCGAGGAGGAAAAACUCGUCACAAUUCGGCAGUAUUAUCGGAAUAACGAUAUCAAGAUCAUCGACGACGGAGGGCCAAUCUUGUUCGCAGACGUAGGGCGCAACAAACCAUUCUGGGUAGCGCUCGAUCUCAUUUGGAUCCAGCCCAAUCAAGCUGUCCCGAGAAGCGGCCAUCUCACUCCAGCACUCCAACGGUUCCGAGAAAGCUUCGACGCGAAACCCAUCAUAUCUCAACAUGGCGAUGUACUGUUGAACGAUCUUAAGCCUCUCGACUUUACCAUGAAGAGACCUCCCACUGCGCAAGGUGAUGAACGAAUCGUUUUGUAUACACCAAUUAGUUCUGUUCAAGAAGUCCCUGCACAAAGCAAGGUGGUGCCAAAGAAAGAAUACAACGCCCAAACUUCAUCGAAGAAGAGCACCAUUGGGGUCAUCUAUGUCGGCCAGGAUUGUGAAACCCCCGGGACUCAUGAGUCGAUGAAAAGAAUUCAGUCUGCACUAAAGAACCAGAAUAUUGUGCCUUCUACUGAUGUGAAGAUAGUUCCCGCUGCCUCUGUUCAAGAAAUUAUGCGACAGCAGAAACACGAUAACUCCAUCUUGAUGGAGCCUCUGGAGACUUGCGAUGUGUUGAUUGGAAUUAUUUCUCAAGAAGAUGUUCACGAUAAUAAAUACAAGAAGAUUGCAGCCGAGAUUCACCGCUUGGGUGAACGAAAGAUUGGUGCUAUCACAGUGUGCACGAAAAGAGAUACUGUAUGGGAUUUCUUCUGGCCAUCGACGCGGGACGUUUUCCCAACAAGCAUACUUCGCAAAAUCAAAUUCAUGCGCGGAGAGAACAUCCUGAGUAAUUUUCCUGUUCAAAAUAUUAACAAGGACGCCUUUUCCCAAGGUCUGAUCGUUAUUGGUGCUUACAUUACCCAUUCGGCGUCUCCAGCGACUGAGAACUCCCCGUCUGUAUCAGCUCUGGUCGUCAGUCGAUACAACGAAUGCCCGACUCACUUUACAGGCUCAUCGCGUGUCGAGCUUCCAAAAUAUAUGGUUGAAGAGACUCGGGGUUGGUCUGUAGAGGAUUCUGAAGGGCCUGACUCUGCUAAGAGCCCCGAAAUCACUGAGUUGCGAAGCCGAUUGAAAGGUCAUUUUGCGGCUUGGAAAGCCCAGAACUGCACCGAACAGCGCGCACUACUCCCUCGCGUUGUAUUCUAUCGUUCUGUCAACCCUCACGAAGAUUCUACCGAAACCUCAUCAAGGUCGAAUCGCGAGGUCCACGAUAUUAUCAGUGCCUAUCAAGAUGCUUUCGUCACCAACGAAAACAUCCAACUAACUUAUGUUACAGCCAGCAAGAACAUGCACCUUGAAGACGCGAGUAUAUUCACUCUCGGACAUGCCGAUAACGACACAGAAUUCCAAACAGUUGACCCAAGAGCCAAGUUCCAGUACCGCGUCCAUGAAGUGAAUCGAUCUUCCGAGAGCAGCAUCAAAGACAUUCGAGAGCUAACGAUUAAACUGAACAAUUCCGCACAGCUCGACGGACUUCCGAGCCUGGCGCUUCCACUCCACUACGCUAGCCAACUUUCGCGCCAUGUUGUCAACUACUACGACUUCAUUUCACGCAGGGAUAGCAACAAUGUCCCAUCGAUUGCUAGGGAAACAGCUUCAGGCCAACCAUAUGCGCCAAAGGAAAAGUCUGAGCCUGUGGGAGACACCAUGCGGAAUUUUGUAGAAAGCACGUUGCAAAAGGAUCAUGAAGGGAAUAAGAUCCGCGCAGAUGGUAAGGAGGCUACGCAUCCAUGGAAGUCGAAGUUGGACGACACCAUGUUUUACAUUUGA